AUGCCCUACAUCACGGUCAACAAGCACCGCCUCAACUACUUCGACACCCAAGAUGCCCAUCCAGACCAUGGAAAAGGAAGGCCACCGGUAAUCAUGAUUCACGGUCUUGGCUCUUCCCAGAACUACUACAUGUCCGUCAUCCCAGAAGUGACUGACAAUCGAUGCAUUGCAAUGGACACCUACGGCGCCGCCCGCUCGAAAUCCAACGGCGAGAGACUGACCAUGGAAGGACUUGGGGAAGAUGUGGUGGGUCUUAUGGAUGAACUUGGUAUCUCUAAGGCUAUCAUUGCGGGUCAUUCCAUGGGCGGUACCAUGGCGUGCACAAUCGCAGCUGCCCAUCCCGAGCGAGUGGCGGGCAUUGUUUGCAUUGGGCCUGUCAAUCCCCGCACAGUCAAGCCGGAGGCAUUUACUCAACGGAUAGACAUGGUAAUGAAAGAUGGCAUGGAGUCUUUGGCCAAUGCGAUCCCCACUUCGGCGACAAAUGCCAAAAGCACCGCCCUGCAGAAAUCCAUCAUCCGCGAGCUCAUCAUCGGCCAAGAUCCCAAAUCGUACGCUUCACAUUGCCAGGUCAUCGUCGAUGCAAAGGAGCCCGACUUCUCCUCCAUCCGCAUUCCCACUUUGAUCCUCGCAGGCGACGAGGACAAAUCGGCGCCGAUGGAAGGGUGCGAGUUCAUUCACAAGAAUCUCGGCAGCUCGCGAAAGGAGCUCAGGGUGAUGAAGCAAGUUGGUCACUGGCAUUGUAUCGAGGCGGGUGAAGAAGUAGGCCGAGCCAUCGCCGGCUUCUGUUCCUCUCUGUAG
Neohortaea acidophila is the source of this 798-nucleotide messenger RNA. RefSeq names its product putative alpha/beta hydrolase. The coding region runs from base 1 to 798 and encodes 265 amino acids. Lineage: Eukaryota; Fungi; Ascomycota; Dothideomycetes; Mycosphaerellales; Teratosphaeriaceae. The transcript has 2 exons. The record is from RefSeq and is a predicted model, not a curated record.